Molecule: messenger RNA, 3003 nt
Organism: Effrenium voratum
Lineage: Eukaryota; Dinophyceae; Suessiales; Symbiodiniaceae
Source: the annotation of a GenBank genome assembly
AUGGCGACGCCUGCGUCUGGCACGCUGUACUCAAUCCCCUUCUCGCACUACUGCGAGUUGGCGCGCUGGUCACUUCAAGUUGCAAAGAUCCCCUUCGAGGAGUGGUCAUACCUGCCGGGCUUGCACGCUAUGGCGGGGCCCAUGGCACGGAUACGGGAAAACGCUGCGGAGAAAGGCACUGGCAAGGGGCCAGGCACGCCCUUGUUCCAAGAUGCAGAGGGCAAGGUCUACGACGACUCGUGGCAGAUUCUGAAGCUGGCUAAGCUGGGCGACAUACCCGAGGAUAUUUUCCAGAUCCUGAACUUCACCAUUGGGCCACGAUCGCGGGCCGUCAUCUAUGCUGAUCUCUUGAAGACGGAGAUGGAUGACGCCUUCUACAAAAUCGGCGUGGAGUGCCCGGUCUCCUGGUGGCAGCGCUGGCUUUGGAGCUUCAGCGGCUUCCGGCGGAAGGUGGCCAGCAAGAUGUGGGAGACGAUGGUGGGCGACGAGGCGAAACAAGCCAAGACGCUGGCAGAUUUUGAAGAAGGCAUUCAGAAGCUGGAAGCUGAGCUUGCAAAGCCUGACGGCUGCUUCAAGGGCGCGCCGGCGCAGCUCAACGCGGCCUCGUUGGCUUUAGCAGCGCUCUUCGCGCCGGCGGUCUGUUCGCCGGACUACACAGGAGGCUUUGUGCCACCCAUCUUGCUGGAGGUCUUCUCUACGCCGCAGCAGCAACUCGGCAGCGCAUCCAAGCAUGGCGAGACCGUCCUCUUGGAAAGUUUGUCCUGGAAGUUUAUCGUCUUCAUCGUUGCGCCGGGCAGGCUGAGCUGUCGGGGCAAGAUGCCGCGGGUCUUUGUGCUGGGCUAUGUGAACAAGGUCAUGUUCCACUUCGAAGAGACGGUGGGGAUCCUGACUUUGCUGCCCAACAUGGCCCUGGUGAAGUUGCCCUGCGUUUUCUUCAAGGUCUACAUGUUCGUGUUUCUACAGCAGUCCGGGCUCUUGAUGGUGAGCCUUUUGUGGGACGUGAUCCUAAAUCUGGUCAAGGCCUACAACGUUGUUAGCCACGUCCGGACCGCCAGCGCAUACAAACAUUGGCUAGCGCAUCCUCAAGCAGAUAUGUCGCGGGCUGCAAGGACGGUGAGAGAAAAGAUCCUCAAGAAGCACUUCUUCUUCCAUGAGUCAGAAGAUCAGCCUGGCUGCUUAGAGGAUCCUGGCCUCAUCGGGUGGUUUUGGCAACUCUUCGGGCGCUGGAGCGAGGAACAGCGGAGCCGGACUGGCUACCUCGGCCGGUGGACUCACCCGGUUCCAACCCCGAGCAAGGAGUCCAACCAGUCCGAGCGUCAGGUGUCAGUCGACUCCUCGCACUCGCAACCCUGCCCCAGUCCAUCGAGCCCCGGCUCGCCCACAGCCUGGGUGGAGCGGACCAUGCACCUCAACUCCGCCAAGUCCAUGCUGCGGUGCAGGCCAGGGGAGGAGAUUGGCAGGAAGAUCAUCUUCAGCAGUGGCACCCCCAACAUCUCCGCUGCCGUGGUGGAGGCGCUGUCACUGGUGGACCCUGACACGCAGAAGGCAGCCCUGGGCUCCCGUCGCGCCUUCGACGGAUUCCACAGAGGAUCAGACGGGCAUGCCAAGUGGUUUUUGCAGAAGACCCUGCUGGAGCAUGACAAGUCCAUGGACCAUCCCUGGAUGCAGAUGAUUUACAAGCAGGUGUUUAGCUUGAAGCAGUACGCCGCAUGGCUUGCUCUCAAUCGCGCAGUCUUCCAGGCGCUGGAAGCGAAGAUUGACGCCCAGUCGAAGCCUUUGAGCGUGGUGCACGAGGUUUCGCUGUGCCGCCUGGAGGCUUUGCAGAUGGACCUGAAACGAUUCCUGGGCGAGAGCUGGCAAGAGGAGGCGGAGAAGAUCAGCGCCGACUCGAAGGCCACGCAGCGCUACUUGCAGUCUUUCGAGAAGGACGCGGAGCAUCCCUUCGCGCUGCUGGCCCACCACUUCCUCCAGUACAACGCGGUGCUGAGUGGUGGCUCCUACCUGGGGGAGAUGGUUUGCCAGAAGCUCUGCGUGCCCAAAGGCGCCCCAGGGGUGAAGUUCUACGCCUUCCAAAACGUGGAGCCCGGCAAGGAGCCCGCCAGAGUACAGCAGUACCUCAAGGACUUCGACCGCCUGGAGAUCGAUGAGGACACGCGGCAGAUGAUGCUGCGGGUGAUGAAGCGCGUCUAUGGGGAUACGGAGGCCAUGAUGCAAGAGGUGUUCGAUCUGAACCCGGCGAAGGGCGCUAGCUACAAGCAGUCGCAGGCCGAAGGUCCAGGGGAGCGACCCAAGGCCUGCGAGGAGCAGCUGGAGAUCAACUUGCAGGAGUUGAGCCAGUUGAAGGGCGAGGACGGGGGCCGCAUCCUGAUCUCGCUGGCCGGGGAACUGCUGGAUGUGAGCGCUGGCCGCGAGAUGUAUGGCCCCGGCGGCGGGUACUCCGUGCUGGCCGGCCAUGAUGUGACGCGGUGCCUAGCGACCAUGAGCCUGGACCCUGAGGACUUGGAUGACCUCAGGUGGACCCCGGAUUCCGCAGAGGACGAGGAGGCGCUCAAAAACUGGCGGGAGCGGCUGAAGGAAAAGUACCCCUUGGCAGGGAAGCUGUGCAGCGACGGCGCCGGUGAGGAAGCAGGGGGCUUGAGAAAGCGCUCUGUGGCAAGCGCCGGCAAGUCCGAGCCUGCAGCUGCAAAUGGAUCGGAGGCGAAGGAUGGGGACCGGUGCCCCAUCUCCGGAAAGCAGGGCACCUGCCCCAUGGCCUCCAUUAUGGGCAUCACCAAGACAGAGAAGGAGCCGGCGCAAGGUGCGGCUUCCAACAGCAACUUCAUGAAGGGCAAGAGCUUGGUCGCGAGCGUCCAGAAGAAGCCGGUUGAGGAAUCGCUGCUCUUCAGACUUUGCCCUUUGCACUGGGAUGACAAGACCGUCAAGAUGGUCGUGAUGAUCGCAGUGGCGUCCUGGAUGAGCGGGGUCUUUGUGGGCUGGAACCUGCGGAAGAUGAUUGCCCGCUAA